Sorex araneus (European shrew) is the source of this 963-nucleotide messenger RNA. RefSeq names its product neuropeptides B and W receptor 2 (gene NPBWR2). The transcript has a single exon. Gene Ontology annotation, biological process: neuropeptide signaling pathway. Gene Ontology annotation, molecular function: neuropeptide binding; neuropeptide receptor activity. The record is from RefSeq and is a predicted model, not a curated record. Gene Ontology annotation, cellular component: neuron projection; membrane. NCBI's taxonomy places the organism in Eukaryota, Metazoa, Chordata, Mammalia, Eulipotyphla, Soricidae. Bases 1 to 963 code for a protein of 320 amino acids.
AUGCAGGCCUCUGGGCUGGAGGGAGCCCCCUGGGACAACGGCUCCCGCCCCAAUGGCUCCCUCCCAGGGCCGCUGCCCGCGCCCUACGUGCUGCUGCCCGUCGUGUACGCCCUCAUCUCCGCCGUGGGCCUGGCGAGCAAUGCCGCCGUCAUCUGCGUGCUCCUGGGGGGGCCCCGGCUGCGGACGGUGACCAACGUCUUCAUCCUGAACCUGGCCGUGGCCGACAGCCUCUUCGCGCUGGUGCUGCCCGUGAACGUCGCAGAGCUGCUGCUGCAGCGCUGGCCCUUCGGGGAGCUGCUCUGCAAGGCCGUGCUGGCCGCGGACCACUACAACCUCUUCUCCAGCACCUACUUCCUGGCCGCCAUGAGCGUGGACCGCUACCUGGUGGUGCUGGCCACCGUGCGCUCCCGGCGCACGCCCUGGCGCACGCUGCGGGCCGCCCGGCUGGCCAGCCUGGGCAUCUGGCUGGGCGUCACAGCCAUGGUGCUGCCCUACUUCGCGUUCGCCGGGGUCUACAGCAACGAGCUGCAGGUCAGGAGCUGCGGGCUGAGCUUCCCGCACCCCGAGCAGGCCUGGCUCCGGGCCAGCCGCCUCUACACACUGCUCCUGGGCUUCGUGCUGCCCAUGUGCACGCUCUGCGCCCUCUACGCCGACCUCCUGCGCCGCCUGCGGGCCCUGCGCCUCCACGCAGGGGCCAGGGCACUGGGCAAGGCCCGGAGGAGGGUGACCACCCUCGUCCUGGCCGUGCUGGCCGGCGGCCUGCUCUGCUGGACGCCCUUCCACCUGGCCUCUGUGCUGGCCCUGGUCACAGACCUGCCCCCGACGCCGCUCGUGGUGGGCGUCUCCUACGCCAUCACCAGCCUCAGCUACGCCAGCUCCUGCCUCAACCCUUUCCUCUACGCCUUCCUGGACAGCAACUUCCGCCAGCACUUCCGUGCCACGCUGCGGUGCCAGCGGGUCUGA